UAACUAACCAAAGUGGCAACCAAAAUUUUUAGUGAUCAUUAACGCUAUAGAUUACACUGCCAUCACAUCUUGUAAUAGUUAUGCUCACAAUAAAAAUAAGGUCACUGAUGUUUUAAGACUUGACCAUCUUAAAUCACAAGUGGUUUCAUGCAGGUUUCUGUGUUCGUGUGAAGCAUGCAUGUUAUCUGUCAGAUGAAGCUGAGUGAAGCACAAAUCCGUUUGGAAACUGUUGCUUCAACUCAUUUAAAUGACAUUAACGAUGCAGGAACAUCAAAGUUUCAUUCGACUAAUAUCUCUCCACGUGUUUUCCUCCUCUUUAGCCAUAUUUCUUCAUCAUUUGACAGCAUUCAGUCGUCUGUCAUCAGCGUACAGGUUUAAGAAAUUGUCUCAUUUGUUUAUUGCUCAUCUAGUUUUUAUAUGUUUGGUUUGUUAAGUCUUUAUUUGCAUGUUCUUUAGGCUGGUCGUCAUGAUAACAGCCGGAGAUGUCUGUUCAGGCUGGUAUCAAAACAGGAAACACUUGGAACCUGCAGCUUUUUCUGAAAGUGAAACGUGAGCAGACGUUCAAAAGAACAUCAAAAGAACUAACAGGAUCUUCAAAACCGCCGUCCUACUCCAGAUCGGUCCAGUAAAUCCAGAUUUACUCACUUUUAACUGAAAAGUCACCAGUAGAUUUCAAGAAACGUUUUUAGGGGUCAGUGCUUCAUGCCUAUCAUCAGUGCCAAUUCAACGACGAGACCUGGCAAGGCCAGGAAUCAAACCCACAACCUGAAAUGUUUGUUCCCCCAGAAGCAGCGAGAACAUCGUGUUCAAAAACAGGACCACAGACACGUGGCUCGCCACCUGCUGCUGCGAGGAGGUGGGGCCUCACCAUCUUCGAAUGAUGUAAAAGCCACAAAGGAAGAUGCCAUCGUGUGAGUGUGUGUGUGUGUGUGUGUGUGUGUGAGGCUCCACCUCCCCGCUUUGCGUAAUCUAUGCACGCUUCUUCCUCUGACUUGUUAGUCUGCGGUUUAACGGACAGAAAGUAAGAGGCUGCAGACACAGACGCACAAAGACUCACAACAGAGACACUGACCCACAAAGACGUGAUGAUGAUGGAUGACAUGCAGCUCAUCAACUCCACUUCCUCUCAUGACAUCCUGACCGCCAUGACCUCCCAGGGUCCGCUGAGUUCUGAUCCGAACUCCACCACUGAAGACUACGAUGAUUAUUCGGUGGAGAACAUCCCCGACCUGAUGUGUGACCGGUCCUCAGUGCGUGCCUUCAGAUCGCAGUAUGAGCCGCCCCUCUUCUUGAUCAUUGCUGUUGUCGGGGGCAUCGGGAACCUGAUCGUGGUGUGGAUCUACCUGAACGUCCGUCGGCGGCUGAAGACCAUGACAGACAUGUACCUGCUGAACCUGGCGGUGGCAGACGUCCUGUUCUUGGUCACGCUGCCGCUCUGGGCGGCUGAGGCAACGUCCAGCUGGACAUUUGGCUCCGCCUUCUGUAAGAUAAACUCCGCCCUCUACAAGGUGAACCUGUUCAGUAGCAUGCUGCUACUCACGUGCAUCAGCGUUGACCGCUACAUCGUCAUCGUGCAGUCAACCAAAGCCCAGAACUCACAGAUGGAGCGGCGCCGCCUGAGCCAGCUGAUCUGCGCUGGAGUGUGGCUGGUGGCCCUGUUGCUCGCCAUACCUGAGCUGGUGUUUGCCACGCCCGCUAAAGUGGAGAACCAAUACUUCUGCAGGAUGGUUUUCCCCUCCGACCUGGGAAACCGCACCAAGAUCCUGGUGUUGUCGCUGCAGGUGAGCAUGGGCUUCUGCCUGCCCUUCAUCGUCAUGGUCUUCUGCUACAGCGUCAUCGUCGCCAAGCUGGUCAAGACCCGCAACUUCCAGAAGCACAAGGCCAUGCGCGUCAUCCUGAGCGUGGUGGUGGUGUUUGUGGUGUCACAGCUCCCCUACAACACCACGCUGGUGAUGGAGGCCAUGCAAGCCACCAACAUGACUGUGACGGACUGUAAUAGGGUGAAGGCCCUGGACAUGGCGGGCCAGGUCCUCAAGAGUCUGGCCUACAUGCACGCCUGCCUCAACCCUUUCCUCUAUGUGUUUGUUGGAGUGCGCUUUCGCCACGACGUGGUGCAGAUGCUGCGCUGCUGCUUCAGUCUGCCACCCACCAAAGUCAGCUCCUUCGGGAAGACCAGGAGUCCUCUUAGCUCCACCAGAGCCUCUGUGAUGUCUGACAGCGAAACCUCACAGGCGCUGUCGUUGUAGACUCUGUCCAACGGCCUUCCUGUUUGUGUCGUAGCUGAGGAGUGUGGCAAACUUGCGGGAAGGGUGGCACCUCACCUCAGUCUUAAGAACUUCCUUGCUGAUGCCUGCUUCAGCUCAGCAUUUACACCAAACUGUCCCUCAAAGCCAUCGUUGGACCUGAAACUGCUGCUUCAUCUGCACCUGUGAGCCACAACUGAAGCCCCCCCAUCCCAGAACUUCUAACUGAACCACAGAGUGAAAGAGCUUAUCAUCCUUUGAUACCAGACUGAACAUUUCUCCAUUUUUAUGGCGCCAAAGACUCCUGCUGAAUGUGAAACUUCUUCCUGAAAACAAGUGGUUGUAUCUGCUGCUGCUGACGGACAGUCAUGAUCUCUGUUUGCGACCCACCGGGUCUUAUCAGAAGCUCAUGGUGCUGAACUGAACCCAAUAUGCCUGAAUGUGAAGUAUUGUACCCCUGCUGGACCUCUCAUCUGUACUAUAAAUGUUUUUUUGGAGCUAGAAUAAAGAGUCUGAAAGUGA
Molecule: messenger RNA, 2765 nt
Organism: Oryzias melastigma (Indian medaka)
Lineage: Eukaryota; Metazoa; Chordata; Actinopteri; Beloniformes; Adrianichthyidae
Gene: ccr9a
Product: chemokine (C-C motif) receptor 9a
Exons: 3
Coding region: 1086-2246 (386 amino acids)
Biological process (GO): chemotaxis; immune response; G protein-coupled receptor signaling pathway
Cellular component (GO): membrane
Molecular function (GO): chemokine receptor activity
Source: RefSeq, a predicted model, not a curated record